This is a messenger RNA of Macadamia integrifolia, 2340 nucleotides long. Its product is annotated as ultraviolet-B receptor UVR8-like. The coding region runs from base 179 to 1648 and encodes 489 amino acids. The transcript is spliced from 11 exons. The record is from RefSeq and is a predicted model, not a curated record. Lineage: Eukaryota; Viridiplantae; Streptophyta; Magnoliopsida; Proteales; Proteaceae.
UGAUACGAACUAGUGUAGUAAAUUAGGGCACUUACUUUCUCUCUGUAAAGUCUGAAGAGCCGAAGAGUUGACGCAGAGAGAGAGAGAAGACACCUAAAGCCACUACGCCAGAGUCCACAGAUAGAGCGAGAGGGAGGAAGGAAGGGAGCUCCUGUAGUCUCUUUUCUCUGGAACCGCCAUGAAUGGCGAGGAAGGUGGUAAUGAAGCCGUGAAAAUGGAGAAAUCAAAAGAAUCUUUAGUCUUCAUGAUGGGUUACCUUCCUGGAGCUUCGCCACAGCGGUCGCCUCUGCUUUCGCCAGUCAUAGUUCGGUCACCGGAGUCAAUCAAUUCUGGAGAUUCAUGGAGGGAUGUUUGUGGUGGUGGAUGUGGAUUCGCUAUGGCGAUUUCUGAGUCAGGAAAGCUCAUCACGUGGGGCUCAGCAGAUGAUCUAGGUCAAAGCUAUGUGACUUCGGGGAAGCAUGAGGAAAUUCCGGAACCCUUUCCUCUUCCUACUGAAGCUUUAAUAGUGACGGCUGCAGCGGGUUGGGCUCAUUGUGCAUCAGUUACAGACAGGGGAGAAGUCUACACAUGGGGUUGGAAAGAAUGUGUCCCUUCUGGAAAGGUCUUUGGAAAUUCGUCUACCGGGCCCAGCACAGAGAAGGAUGUACUUGAAAAGCAGAGUUCUAUGUUAACCGAGCAAGUGUGCCCUAGAUCUCAAGGUACAAGAUCAGCCACUGGAACAGUAUCUGGUUUUGACAACAGAGGAAGUGGAGAGGAAAUUACAAAGCGAAGAAAAACAUCAUCAUCAAAACAAACGGCUGAAAGCUCGACAUCUGGUGAUGAGACUCUCUCAGCAUUCCCAUGUCUUGUGACUUUAGGUCCGGGAGUGAGGAUCACCACUGUUGCUGCAGGUGGACGCCAUACAUUAGCAUUGUCAGUUUCAGAUAUAGGACAAGUGUGGGGUUGGGGCUAUGGAGGCGAAGGGCAGCUAGGUUUGGGUUCUCGGAUCCGUAUGGUAUCUUCUCCUCAUCCUGUUCCUUGCAUUGAGCCCUCUGGUUACGGAAAAGACAGAUCUUCAACAGUUCCUUCUGGAAGUAUAAAUUCAGAGGGACAAGUCUUUAAAGUUCCAGGAACCUAUGUGAAGGGAAUUGCCUGUGGAGGUCGACAUAGUGCUGUAAUAACAGAUGCUGGUGCACUACUUACUUUUGGUUGGGGACUUUAUGGACAGUGUGGGCAUGGAAGUACAGAUGAUGAGUUGAGUCCAGAUUGUGUGUCGGCUCUCUUGGGUAUUCAGAUACAAGAAGUUGCUGCUGGACUGUGGCAUACAGUUUGCAUUUCAGUUGAUGGAGAUGUGUAUGCAUUUGGUGGAAACCAGUUUGGGCAGUUGGGUACUGGUACUGAUCAAGCUGAGACUCUUCCAAGACUCUUGGAUGCCCCAAGUUUGGAAAACAAGAAUGUGAAAAUUGUUUCUUGUGGGGCUCGCCACACUGCUGUAAUCACAGAGGAUAGAAAAGUCUUCUGCUGGGGAUGGAACAAGUAUGGCCAGCUUGGUUUGGGUGAUGUCAUUGACCGCAACAUUCCUUCGCAAGUUAACAUCGAUAGUUGCCUCAUGAAGAAUGUUGCUUGUGGCUGGUGGCAUACAUUAGUGCUCACUGAAUCACCUACUUGAGACUCACUUCGUCAAAAGGAGCCACCACAGUUUUGUAGGAUAGUACUCUCUUGAUUGAUGCGGCUGUUAUAUGCCAAUUACUCUACAUAUUUAUCUUGUAAAUACAAGUUCCAUGUAUUUAUAUGUGUUUAGAAACUUGGACUCGGGAUUGGAAUCGGUUGGAAUCGGCUUGAAAACACCCUAACCCUAGUUAGCAGUACAGAAUCAGCCCAGGCCGGAUAGGCUGGAGUUUUUUCAAUCCCUGAUUCAUCUGUCAUAAAAAAUGGAAGCGGAUCAGCUGAAUCCCAAUUCCUCUGCCAGACCGGCCAAUUUGAUCUGUGUAUUGAAGUUUUCAGGCAGAAUCCCAACAAUUCCAGCAGAUCUAGCAAUUGUGUAUCGGUCAAUCAUGGCCAACUCCGGUUCCAGCUUAUUCAACAUGAACAAUUCUUGAUCUAAUACCCUAGAAUUGUUGAGUUUUCAGAUGUGAGCCAACUCUAGGGUUUUUUUAUGCCGAUCCAAUUCCUAAUUAUCCUUGGUUAUGAUCGUUUUGAUCCUGAUUCCAAGUUUCAAUAACCUUGAUUCAUAUACAUUCCUAACUGUAUCAAUUGAUUCAAUGUUGCUGUUGUAAAGGAAGAGGAGUAUUUUCAUAGAUGUACAUCACAAAAUGUUUCUUGUGUAUUAUCUUAUUAGACAGUUCAAACAUUUGAUACAUA